Messenger RNA from Chrysoperla carnea, 4149 nucleotides. RefSeq names its product activated Cdc42 kinase-like (gene Ack-like). The transcript has 13 exons. The record is from RefSeq and is a predicted model, not a curated record. Gene Ontology annotation, molecular function: ATP binding; protein tyrosine kinase activity. Bases 125 to 3976 code for a protein of 1283 amino acids. NCBI's taxonomy places the organism in Eukaryota, Metazoa, Arthropoda, Insecta, Neuroptera, Chrysopidae. Gene Ontology annotation, biological process: protein phosphorylation.
UCAAUGUCAUUCACUUGCCGAAAAUGAAAAAAAAGUUAAUUUUAAAUGAAAAUUUCCUAAAUUAAUGAUUAGUUAAAAUGUAUUAAGUAGUUGUUUAAUAAACUUUUAGUAAUUUAUUUUAAAUAUGGAAUCUAUUUCUCAAAAAGGACCGGGUUUAUAUGAAUUUUUAGUUGAAGCUGAACUACAACAUUACUAUACAAGUAUUAAAUCUGAUUUGAAAAUUCAAAAUACGUCUCAGUUAAAAUAUGUUACCGACGAUGAUUAUUACCAAUUGGGAAUGUCGAAGCCUGAAGUUCGUCGCCUUAAAAAAUAUUUCAAUAAGUAUUACCCACAAAAUUAUUUAUCGAAAUUUAAGAAAAUGUUGCUGCCCAAAAAAGAUGAUCAGGGCGCAACAUGUUUAAUGCCUUCAUCAGUAUGCGAUCCAAGUGAAAAUUCACAGCAUGAUCGUGUUAAUGCUAGUGGAAAUGGUCCUAGAGUGCCAAAUAAACAUAUCAUUAGUGCAGAAAAUAUUGUGGUUAAUAAAGAAUUAGGUAUGGGUGAAUUUGGUGUUGUGCAACAGGGUGUUUGGACUAAUGAUGGCGAUCGUAUUCAAGUAGCCAUAAAAUGCUUGUCCAGAGAACGAAUGCAAAAUAAUCCAAUCGAAUUUUUAAAAGAAGCAGCAAUUAUGCAUUCAAUCGAUCACGAACAUGUGGUUAGAUUAUACGGAGUUGUUUUACACACGGAUAGUUUAAUGCUAGUAACUGAAUUAGCACCACUUCGAUCUCUGCUAGAAUGUUUAAAAGAACCUUCGCUACGUGCAAGUUUUCCUGUAUUAACUUUAUGUGAUUUUGCAUUACAAAUUUGUGAUGGUAUGCAAUAUCUAGAAGCAAAACGUUUAAUUCAUCGUGAUUUGGCUGCAAGAAAUAUUCUUGUAUUUUCAAAAAAUAAAGUUAAAAUAUCUGAUUUUGGACUGAGUCGAGCACUUGGUCAAGGCAAAGAUUAUUAUCAAACUAAUUUUAACGUACAUUUAAAAUUGCCAAUUGCAUGGUGUGCCCCCGAAUGUAUUAGCUAUUUACGGUUUACUUCGGCCAGCGAUGUAUGGGCUUAUGGUGUUACAUUAUGGGAAAUGUUUUCAUAUGGUUUUCAACCGUGGGCCGCAUUAACCGGUCAUCAAAUUUUAGAGGCAAUUGAUGAGCCAAAUUAUCAGCGUUUGGAUCAACCUGAAUGUUGUCCAAAAGAUUAUUUUACAAUAAUGUUACGAUGUUGGGCGCACGAACCAAAUAAACGUCCUUCAUUUGCUGAAUUAAUGUCCAUGUUACCUGAAUGUCGACCGGAACAAUUACAAGCGAUUAUGAAUACCCCUUUAGAAUUUACUAAUCAAUUACCACCCGAUACGAACUCUCCGCCAAAUCAACCAUUUUUUAAACGAGAAUAUCUUCAAUAUAAGAUUGGAGAUGUCAUUACAGUAUUAGAUAAAGGAUCUGGAUCUAACUUAUGGAAAGGAAUUUUAGCCAACGGAAAAAGUGGUCUGUUUAAUCCUGCACAUACGGUUGCCUAUAUUGGUACUAAUUUACCAACGUCAAAUAAACCAGAUAUAUUUUCUCGUUCUGAUAAUAAAUAUGGUUCAACACGUCGAAAAUUACGCACAGAAAUGAUUAGUUCGCCUCAAGGAGACCUAAAACAUACGGGUCAUGUUGGUUUAGAUGGUGCAUACUUCGGUGAUAUUAGUUUUCUUGGUGGGAGUAGUUCGGAUGAAAAACAUAGCACAAUACCUCAGUAUAAUCACUUACCUCGACAAAUUGUAACCCCGUAUAGACCUCAUGAAGAUUUAGAUCAGACACCAUUAUUAAGUUCAUCAGCAAAUUCGAAUACAUUUAUCACUCCAAAUACACCACCGCCAUCGUCACAUGUCACAUCAUCAACGACGACAGUAUCAUCACAUUCAAAUUUACAUGCUAGUGAUCAUAUUGUUGUGUCGUCUCGUCAAUUACAACAUUUAAGUGGGCCACCUGGUACCGAAACUAAUUUAUUAACAAAUAAUCAUUUACCAUCACGGAACCCAUGGAGUAAACAUGAAGUGAAUAAUGAUCCACAAGCUGAUCAUGAAUAUCAUGAAAUAAGUGAUGAGGAAAAUUUGGUUAAUGAAAGUCCACGAUUUGAGAAAUCAUUUGAUUUCGGGCCAUCAUUACUUGAUGAAAUGGAAUCAAUGUUUCGUAAUUUAAAUUCACCAGUAUUAUCAACCCCGAAUUCACCGUUAGAUCACGAUGGUGUUAAUAAAUGUAACGAAUUACGAGAAUUAACCUCACGUUUAGGAAAUACAAAUAUUAGUGGUAAUCAUAGUCAUCAUUCGUCAACUCGGAAUAAAAAACAAGCCACUGUUAAACCGAUCUCAGCACAUGACCAAAAAAUAUUAGAUUCAGCCAUUGAAUUAGCUACUGAAAUGACUGCAAGAUCAAUGAAUGAUUUAGAUGGAGAAACAUUAUCAGCUACACCUGUAUCACCUAAUAAACGAAAAUUUAGUUUUCGUUUUCCGCCAACAGGCGGAGGAAGUACAGAAGUGGAUGGGUCAAAAGCAGAACGAAGAAAUUUUUCUGAAGAAGCCCAAUCGAUACCUGAUUUACAGUCAACACUUACCGAAGAAGCACAACUAGCCUACGAGAGUCUAGUGGAAACACCAACACCCAUUCCAGAUACUGUAAUGACAUCACCACAUUUCAUGCGACACUCUACAAUGGAUAAUCCUUUAAGAAUGUUACGUUCGGGUAAUUUACCAUUAAUUAAACCUCGAAUUCGUACAGUCGCAACUUUACCACCUCCAGCAUCGACUAAAUUAAUAAAUAAUCGUGUGAAAAAAAUCGAAAAAUUAAAACAAAUUGAAACACAACAACAAGAUUGUAUUGACGGCCUUGAAAUCGAUGUUGAUGAUGAUGUUUUUGUUGAGAACAAGGAAGUUGUUUAUAAUCCGAAACAGCAACAGUGUUCUUCAAUAUCGGAUGAAUCAAAUUGUGGUGAUCAUUUUCGUGAUGAUAAUAUAAAAGAAAUGCCACCUAGCUACAGUGAAUUUCAACACCAAAGAGAUGAACAUAAUCCAAUACCGUUACCACCGCGAGAUCGUACUAAACCGAAACCAGCAGUGAAACCACGUCAUACACGUAAACACCCAUUGAUAAUACCGGCUUCAAGUAUCCAACGUACACUAAAUAAAGUGAACGUUGUUACACCAGAGGAUAGUAAACAAUUGGACUUUUCUGAGAAUCCCAUAAAAAUUAUACCGGAUGGUAAGAUUUCAGUUGAACAACCAUCAUAUAUAAAUCAUAAUCCAUUUAAAGUGGAAAAUGUCGAAGAUCGUGAAUUCGAUACACACUCCAUACAUUUUGAAACACAAAUUGAGUCUGCGUUAGAUGAUGAUAUUAUUUUAUCAACAUCACCAACUGAAAAUGAUUUUCAUCAUGUUGAUAAUACAUUUUCCAUUGAUACAAUUGAUGGUAGUAGUAAUUUUCAAACGAAUUUUGACAAACAAGAAACAAAAAUGUUUGCAAAUAAUAAAAUUAUUGAUUAUACAACAAAGAGUAGAGAUAAAAAAACAGAUAAAUUAAAUAAAUUAACAAAUAAUGUUAAUGAAAGUGGGGAUUCAUUAAGACAUCGAAAAGAUCAUGUGAGUUGUGAAGAUCUAUUAGAAUUUGCUGAUUCGAAACCGAGUUCAAGAGCACGUGGUAUAGAAUCGGAUGAAGUUCGAAUUAUGUCCAAAGUUCUUGGAACAGAGGUAUCAACGCAGCAAUGUUUAUUAGCAUUGGAACAUUCGAAUUGGGAUGUACAUAAAGCAAUAAAAUUAGCAAAAUUGCAAACAUUGUUAAGGAUAACGUUAUCUGCUAGCAAUCCAUUUGUGGAUUUAUCCACAUGUAACGGAGCUUUAGAAGCUAAUCAAUGGGAUUUAAGUCGAGCUGCUAGUUGGAUCGUCGCAGCAGCAAAUCAAGAAGGAGAUAUUACUCAAGUUUAAUUUUUAUUAUACGAUUAUUUUUAAAUUUUAAAUUGAAAGAAAAAGGUAAGAGAAUAUAAAAAAGUCAACGCAAUCUAUCAUGAUUUUUUAAGCAAUAAAAUUUUAUUCAUGAAAAAUUUGUGUAUUAACGGUGUUGUCUUGCUACAAUAUUGUUAAAAAGUUUUGUAUUAUAU